GCCGGCACAGGCACAGGUCUCUGUCGGCUGAGCCGCGCUGCUGGCGGCUGGAGCGGAGGCGGAGGUUGGCGGCGGUCUGGAGUCCAUGGAGCCAUCAGCGGAGCAGGCGAGCCCACAGCCCCCGCACCCCGGGGACCACUGCAUCCACGACGGCGACUUCGUGGUGCUGAAGCGGGAAGAUGUGUUCAAAGCAGUGCAAGUCCAGCGGAGAAAGAAAGUAACUUUUGAAAAACAGUGGUUCUACCUGGAUAACGCUGUUGGCCAUAGUUACGGGUCAACAUUUGAGGUGAGCAGUGGAGGGAGUCUUCAGCUCAAGAAGAAGAAGGAAGAGCCUGCUUCAGAGACUAAAGAAGCGGGCACUGAUAAUCGAAAUAUAGUUGAUGAUGGAAAGUCCCAGAAACUCACUCAAGACGAUAUAAAAGCUCUGAAAGAUAAGGGCAUUAAAGGAGAGGAAAUAGUUCAGCAGCUAAUUGAAAACAGUACAACAUUCCGAGACAAGACAGAAUUUGCCCAAGAUAAAUAUAUUAAAAAGAAGAAGAAAAAAUACGAAGCCAUCAUUACUAUUUUGAAGCCAUCUACCCGUAUUCUCUCAAUUAUGUAUUAUGCAAGAGAGCCUGGAAAAAUUAACCACAUGAGGUAUGAUACACUAGCCCAGAUGUUGACGUUGGGAAAUGUCCGAGCUGGCAAUAAAAUGAUUGUCAUGGAAACGUGUUCGGGCUUGGUGCUAGGUGCCAUGAUGGAACGAAUGGGAGGCUUUGGCUCCAUUAUUCAGCUGUACCCUGGGGACGGACCUGUUCGGGCAGCAACAGCUUGUUUUGGAUUUCCCAAAUCUUUCCUCAGUGGUCUUUAUGAAUUCCCCCUCAACAAAGUAAACAGUCUUCUCGAUGGAACGUUUUCUGCUGAGCUGCUGUCCUCAGAGCCCAAAAACAGCACUCCAGUUGAAGAAAGUAAUGGUAAAUUUGAAGAGAAACAGAUAGCCGAACAAGCCGAUGAGGACAGCAUGGCAGAUGCCCCAGAAAGCAUUGAAGGAGAGCAGAGAACAAUGGAAAUUGUUCCUGGGGACCCAGAGAAUAAGGACCCUAAAGAAAAAGGAAGCAAGAGAGAUUAUAGUCAGGAAAGACAGAGGAGACAAGAAGAGCAGAGGAAAAGACAUUUGGAGGCUGCUGCUCUGCUGGGAGAGAGAAAUGUAGAUGGUUUGAUUGUGGCCAGCCGUUUCCACCCCACUCCCCUGCUGCUGUCUCUGCUAGACUUCGUGGCCCCGUCAAGGCCGUUUGUGGUCUACUGUCAGUAUAAAGAGCCUUUGUUGGAAUGUUACACAAAACUUCGGGAGAGGGGAGGAGUCAUUAACCUAAGGCUGUCUGAAACCUGGCUCAGAAAUUACCAGGUUCUGCCAGAUCGGAGUCAUCCCAAAUUGCUGAUGAGUGGAGGUGGAGGGUACCUUCUUUCAGGCUUCACUGUUGUCUCUGACAGCCUUCGCGCAGACCCCAGCCCCAGCCUCAAGUCCUGUGCAAGCACUUUAGACUCACACAAGGCUGAGGAGCCAGCAUCUAAAAAACAGAAGUGCUUGGAAUCAGGCUCUUAACUCUUAGGAGAUUAACAUUUAGUCCAAGGCAUUCUGCAGCUGGUAAUUAAGCUCUCUGUGCCACCACUAAAUGUUUUUACAGUCCUAAGAGUAUGUGUGUGCACCUGUUCCUGGGGAGAAGUAAGUCUUUCCUUUGCCUCAGAUACAGACAGUGCUGCAGCUCCGACAUGCAGGAAUGCAUGGGUGCAGCAGCUCUGCUCCUAACAGACUCAGAGUAAAGUGUCUGCAAAUACCUUGGGAAUGUCAGCACCUUGAAAAUGUUGAUAUAUAAGACUUUGCUUACAUUUUAAGCAAAGAUGAUGAAUACAAGCUAGCUAAAACAUGGGGAGCAAUGAAAGGAAAUUUCCUCUCAUCCAUUCCCUUCCACCUAAGCAAUAUAAUGUGUGAGCCUGUGAGAUUUAUAGUACCAAAAAUGUGUACCCUGGGGCCCUGCAAUGGAAUAAGCUUUUUUAGAUACUAAAGUUUAUUAUUUUAAUAGCGGACAGUCUGAGGAAGACUGGGUAUUUAUUUUACUGCCUGUCCCCAUUUUGGUGCAUAGAAAGGCUUAGUAGGUGCUUUUUGCAGUGAUUUGCCCAUCUUCUUUGUUCUAAAUAAGGUGAUUUGAACUUCUGUAUAUUAUUAAACAAUCAGGUUUUUCCCUCUCUAGACACAGACACACAGAAGUGUGUCUUGGUGUUGGCAUAUAUAGACGUGCACAGGUGGAUCUGUGUAUGUCAAGAGAGUGAAUACAACUUUAUUGAAUUGUGUUAAAGGCCUGAGCAAAGCAGACCAGCUCUCAGUGUGUUGGUGUCACUCCUUGUCAAGUGUGUUUCAAGUGCCUUUUUCUGGGGUUGCUCAUACUGGUCUCUAAAGGUCUGCUGCAGUGAGGGGUGGGUGGCCUUUAUCUGCUCUGAAAAAGUAUAAUCAUUAUUUUCCCGUCUCCAUUGUAAGAAAUAAAAUUGUCUAGAGAAACCCAAGACUCUUGUCCACUUUAAAAUCUUAAGUCUUGCUCACUAGAGGAAGCCUGUCCAGGCGGAGCAUCUCAGGAGGAAAAAAAAAUGCUUUCCUAAUAGCAUGUGCCAUUCUGAUAAUGGCUGCUGUGAUUACCACCUGUGGUUUUUAUUCCUUUUUCUCUAAACAGUUGCAUUUAAAGAAUAAAAUUUUCCUA
Molecule: messenger RNA, 2729 nt
Organism: Psammomys obesus (fat sand rat)
Lineage: Eukaryota; Metazoa; Chordata; Mammalia; Rodentia; Muridae
Gene: Trmt6
Product: tRNA methyltransferase 6 non-catalytic subunit
Exons: 11
Coding region: 86-1582 (498 amino acids)
Biological process (GO): tRNA methylation
Cellular component (GO): tRNA (m1A) methyltransferase complex; nucleus
Source: RefSeq, a predicted model, not a curated record